AAUGGUAUAUAUAAAAACGGUAGGAAAGCUGGUUACUGGUGUAUUGAGUUUGGACGAGAAAUUGUGUAAGAUCUUAUCAAUAUUAAAAUCCUAUUUUAGCGGAGGUGGAUUAUACGACAAUAAUGGGUCUUUUAAGAAUGGAAAAUGGAUUGAGUUGAGUGAUAGUUUUUAUUGUUAUUCUUAAGUUACUUAUUAGGGUGAAUAUAAAAAUUGUAAAAAAGUUGGUAUUUGGGUUAUUUUAGGUAAAAUACAGGGUGUAAAUCAAGAGAAGUAAAAUUUUAUUUCAUAUAAAAUAAAGAGGUGGUGGAGAAUAUGAUGAUUAAUUAGAUUGUGUCAAUUCACUAAGGAAUGGAUUAUGGAUUGAGUUGAGCGAUGAGUUUGACGAAUUGUCGUAAAUAAUUUAUAAAGGUGAAUACAAACAUGGAAAAAAAAUUGGUGUAUGGGAUGAAAUAAAUUUUAAGAAGAAUGAAAAAUGUGGCUAAUUGAAUUAUGAAAAUUGA
Paramecium octaurelia is the source of this 500-nucleotide messenger RNA. Lineage: Eukaryota; Ciliophora; Oligohymenophorea; Peniculida; Parameciidae. The record is from the annotation of a GenBank genome assembly.